This is a messenger RNA of Penicillium malachiteum, 957 nucleotides long. Its product is annotated as MBL fold metallo-hydrolase. The record is from RefSeq and is a predicted model, not a curated record. The transcript has a single exon. Lineage: Eukaryota; Fungi; Ascomycota; Eurotiomycetes; Eurotiales; Aspergillaceae. The coding region runs from base 1 to 957 and encodes 318 amino acids.
AUGAUGAACACUGUUUCAGUUCAUGCUCUACGAGCCGGCUCUUUGACACUCCCCGAAAAGCAAUUUCUGGCGCCACUCGACGAUAUCAAUAGCAGAAGAACUGUUCCUUCAUUGUCUUUCUUGAUAGAGCAUCGCUCACAGUCAACGCGCAAAGUCACUCGUCUAUUGUUUGAUCUGGGCAUACGUCGAGAGCCGGAGCUUUACCAGGAGAAUAUUCGUCGCCAUACUUUGACAAGAAGGCCCCUGGAUGGCCAUCCCGAUGUGAUUGACUCUCUUUCCCUGGGAAAUUUGACUAGUUCCGAUAUCGACUUUAUCAUCCUCUCUCAUAUACAUUGGGAUCAUGUCGGGAUGCCGUCUGACUUUCCAGAUUCCUAUUUUCUGGUGGGUGAUGGGUCCAUUUCUCUUCUGGAAGGUGACAAAAAUGGAGAAAAUGGCGGUCACAAUCAUUUCGAGAAGAAUCUACUUCCAAGAGAUCGUACUUUCCAGUUAUGUGGGCCCGAUGUUCCUCUACAAGCGGAUUUCCAACCAUUUGAACUCGACGGCCUUUCCUGUCAGCCCUGGAAGAGACUUGGUCAGCUACCACACACCAUUGAUUUGUUCUCUGACGGUUCGGUGAUGAUUGUGGACGCUCCAGGUCAUCUUCCUGGACACAUAAAUCUACUUUGCCGGGUAAGAAUGGACCCCGUUAAAUAUGUGUAUCUUGCAGGAGACGCUUGUCACGAUCAACGUAUUCUCACAGGAGAAUGCCAAGUUGCCGAGUGGCAAGAUUCAAAAUUCCCAGGCAAGAUUUGCUGUAUCCAUGCCGAUCGUUAUAAGGCAACGGAAACGAUAAAAAGUAUUAGAAAUUUGCAGAUGGGAGGCGGUUCUCUCGGCGAGGUGGAGGUUAUUCUUGCCCACGAUGAAGACUGGGCAGAAGAUGCGCAAUUAAGGGGAAGAUUCUUCCCUGGGUCGAUCUGA